GUUAUCUUUACUUGUGACUAGAUCCUUUUGUUGAUUACUCACCUCUGCAGGACUACACUCUUUUUUUUUUUAGUUUUGUAUGUUAAAGAUAUUAGCAUAUGAUGUGUUCUUGUAUUGACAUUGAAUCCUCAACUCUAUAAACUUUGCUGAGAUAAUGUGAUUCCAAAUUUAAAAUAGCUUUUGCACGUGUUUCUGUGUUUGGUUCAUUACAAGAGACAUUUAGAAUCACAAAUUCAUAAUCAUUAGAUCUUCUGCUAAAUUUAGCAAUCUAAAUCUCUAGACAAGUCAGGGACUAUGAAGAUUCUGACACACAGAAGAAACGCCUGCACACAGGUCAACCAUAUUAUAAGCUCAGCUCUGAACACUCUUCUAAGUUAACUAAGAUCCAAAAUUUCUCAUCAUGCAAGUGAUAGUAAUCCCACAACAGCAUAUGAACAUAUACUUUUUUGAAAAAUCAUCAGAGUUUCAAAAAGCACUAAAACCUUGUUUGAUUAUUAUAAGAUGACCCACGUUUUGAAGCAGAUGUAGAACAGUAGAUUCAAAACAAUCUAAUAUCAUUUGUCCCAAGAUUAGAAUAAUAUCAAAUCUGACUAACCGUGACAGAGAAAUGAUGUAGCAAGACUCGUGCGUUUAGGUUAAUCAAUGCACUAUUAAAUUCGUUAGAAUAUAAAAAAGCUGUUAAAUAACGAACUCAAAGGUAGGCCCCACAGAAGUUGCUAAUUAGUGGGAUCUCACAAUAGACACAAAACAAAACAAUGGACUCUAAGAUGACAACGUGAUCGCAGGAUUUCCAUCUCAAGAAGUCAGCAAAGAAUGACAAACUUGACCGAUUCAAUUUCUUCCUUAUUAUUAGCAUUUUUCAUUUCUUUAAAAGUCGCACUAAUUAACCACUAAAAGAACUCUCUGAGGGAUGUUUUUUUGGAGAAAGAAAGAUUAUAUGUUUGAAUUUUAAGCUUCUUCUACAAGUUCAAUUCAUCUUCUUCUUCUCCUGUUUUUCUCUCUAACUGAUUUUUGAAAAAAGGUGAGAUGGUCAAGAAAGCGAAAUGGCUGGAGAACGUAAAGAAGGCUUUUAGUCCAGAUGUAAAGAAGUUGAAACACCAAUCGGUUGAGGAGAGUGUCAUUUCUUACCCUGUACUGGUUGCAAGAUCCAGAAGCUCUCCUCCUCAGUUUGAGGUCAGAGUUGAUGAGGUCAACUAUGAACACAGGAAGAAGAAGAAUCUAUCUCCUCCUCCUUCAGAAGAACAAGAAAAUGUUCUUGGAGAUUCAACUCCUGAGUCUGUUCCUCCACCAGUUGCACCUGAUAGGUUUGCAGGGGAAGAAGCAGCUGCCAUCUUUAUCCAGUCUACAUUUAGGGGACAUUUGGCAAGAAGAGAAGCGCUGAGGAUGAGGAGGUGGGCUAGACUUAAGUUAUUGAUGGAAGGAUUGGUUGUACAAAGGCAAGCUGCAAAUACUCUUAGAUCUAUGCAGACUUUCACUCGUAUGCAGUCAAAGAUCCGGUCUAUGAGAAUCAGGAUGGCAGAAGAGAAUCAGGUUCGCCAUAAGCAUCUCCUUCAGAAGCAUGCCAAAGAGCUAAGAGGCUCCAAGAAUGGGGUCAACAAUCAGUCCAAGAAACAAGUUGAAGCAGGUUUGUUGAAUAAGAACGAGGCGGCGACAAUGAAAAAGGAAAUGGCAUUGGCUUAUGCAUCCACACAUCAGCAACACUUGAAGAGUAACCUGAAAUCUACAAACACUAUGUUCAUCAUGGAUCCUAGUAACCUUACUUGGGGUUGGAGCUGGUUGGAAAGGUGUACGGCUGACCGGCCAUGUGAGAGCUCAGAGAAAGAACGAAGCAACACCGUUAAGCCAUCCGUUAAGACCUCCACUAAUAGAGGAGAAACCGCAAAAUCUUCAAACCGUAAGAAGCUCAGUAGCUUGACUCAAACCAGUGCUCCAUCAACAUCAUCAUCCACAACUAAAAAGCCGAGAAAUAACAAGCCAACCCCACCGUCUAUAAGACCCAAGACCACCGAUGAAAUCACCAAGAGCUCUGAGAAGAACCGUAGGCACAUCAUUGCAAGGUCAUCGGUUAGUGAUGACGAAGGGCUAGUUAGCUCAAUGGCUAGACGUCACAACAUGGUUCCGACAAAACCAGCAAAUGAAAUACCCAAGAGUUCGGAGAAGAACCCUAGUAGGCACCUCAUUGCAAGGUCAUCGGUUAGUGACGACGAAGGUCUGGCUAGCUCAACGGCUAGACGCCGCAACAUGGUUCCAACAAAACCAGCACGUGGCAACCUCAAAGCCCAGAGCUCAGCUGCUGCGACCAAGGCAACCAAAGAGGAAAGUAAUGAUGUUUUACGGGAGAAAGCACCUGCAGCUAAGAAACGAGUUUCUCCUGCACCCAAACCUAGACGAUCCUCAGCUCCGUCCAAGGUUGAAAACAGCGUUUUAAAAGCGGUGAAAACGCCGUGUGCUUAACCUGACUAUUAUUUAUCUACCAUUAUAUAUAUAUACAUUUUUGCACCAAGGAUGGUGUUCUGAGUUUUGUAUCAACUACAUGCAAUGUUGGUUACAAGAAUGUGCAGCAUAAGUCUCUGACAAUCAUAUGACCUUUCUAAUGUUUUUUCCGAUAUUUUCUAUCGAUAUAUAGACUGUUGAAUUGCUUCAUAUAUAUGUUACAUUAUCAAAUAGUUUUGAUGUUAUUAGUUCUGACUUCUGAGCCUGGAUCAAAACCAUACCAAAAUUGAUUUGUAAACUGAAUUCAAGUAAACAGUUUUUUUUUGUUGUCUCUCUUUCUUUCUUGCCACAUUGAAAACAAAUGAAUAAAAAGCAAAUAUCUUACGUAAAUUAAAACGCCAAAAUGUAUAAAAACAAAAAUUAUAAAAUAUAGUCUAUUUCAUUUUCCAAAUAAAUGAGAUAAUUAACUGUUUUUAGCAAACAAUUUUUUUUUAAAAAAAGUUUAUCAGUCACUCUUAAU
This is a messenger RNA of Brassica napus (rape), 2953 nucleotides long. Its product is annotated as protein IQ-DOMAIN 1. The transcript is spliced from 5 exons. Gene Ontology annotation, molecular function: protein binding. The record is from RefSeq and is a predicted model, not a curated record. Bases 1027 to 2454 code for a protein of 475 amino acids. Lineage: Eukaryota; Viridiplantae; Streptophyta; Magnoliopsida; Brassicales; Brassicaceae.